ACAGCUGCGAGAAGAAGAGCGAUUAAAGGGAUUUAAAAAAUCAAUCAUAAUAAUAAUAAAAACCCAUCGAUCUCGGAUUAGAAAAAUAAUUUUAACAUGCCAAGCAAGAAGAAGAAAUACAACGCCAGAUUUCCUCCGGCAAGGAUUAAGAAGAUCAUGCAGACAGAUGAAGAAAUAGGCAAAGUAGCUGCUGCAGUUCCUGUCAUAAUCUCGCGGGCACUGGAACUCUUCCUGGAGUCUCUUCUGACGAAAGCGUGCCACGUUACCCAGUCCCGCAACGCCAAAACCAUGACGACGUCACAUUUGAAACAGUGCAUCGAACUGGAGCAGCAGUUUGACUUCCUGAAGGAUCUGGUGGCCGCCGUCCCGGACAUGCAGGGAGAGGGGGACGAGAAUCACGCCGAGGGGGCGGAGAGGAUCCCACGCAGAGGCCGGAAGCCUGGCUCAGGACGCAAGAACGGAGGAGCAGGAGCCAAAGGCAAAGACAAGAAGCUGUCGGGCACAGAGUCCGAGCAAGAGGAUGACUCUGAAGACAGCGAGACGGACGGAGACGAGGAGGAGAUCUCUCAGCCCAACACACACCAUCAGGCAGCUUCCCAUUUUCACAGCCCCGACAUGCCUCCUCCGUACAUGGCCAUGCCCAUGAGUGCCCCUCAGACGGCUCUCGCCAUGCCCAUCGGUUCCUUCGGCUCCCAGGCUUCAGUCAUGGGGAUGAUCGCGCCUCCUCCCGCCACGGCGCCGCAUAAAGAAGAACACGACGACGACGAAGACUACGACUCUUAGCUCCUUGUCCCCGUUUUACAUUCGUUUUUUCUUAAGUUGUUCUUGUUUGGCUGCAGAAUGCAAACCGAUGGAAACUGAACAGAACUUUUCAAACACUUCACGUCCAGACACCGGUGAAGGGGGCGUUAGCAAGCCUGCAGCCACAGCGCAAGAAGAGGAAUGGGUUGUAUAUUAGCUAUGUGUUUUAAUUUCCUUUUUUUAAGAAUUCUUAUUUUACUGCCCGGAUUAAAAAAAAAAAAAAAAAGAAAGAACAGGACACUUGGUUUAGGCUAUUUUUUAAAAAAAAAACUAAACAAAACAGGAAAACAAACAUUGUUGCAUUCUUGGCUCGCAGCCUCUUUUGGGGAAAAUGGCCGUAAGAUGAUUUAUUUAUUAUUUUUUUAAUUAAAAACACAGCGUAGGUAUUCCCUGUAGUCUUUUGCACUUUUUUUUUCUUCUUUUUUUUGUUUCUUUGUCAUCUUAGGCUGGCGUUCUUCUUUUUCUACGGUCCGCCAUUUUGCGACUUUAAGGAAGUAGCACAAACCCUUUCCAUCGUUUGGUAGUCCAGGUGGAUUUGUGAUAUUAGAAGCUCCUCAGAUUGAUCAUGGGGAAAUAUCUUUCCGUGACAGAAAGAUGAAGGACGUACGCGCUAUUAGGAAACGUGACGUGUGUGUGUGUGUGUGUGUGUGUGUGUGUGUGUGUGUUUGAGUACUGUCGAAGGCGGAAUGAGUCAGGAAGUUGCCUGCACGUUAACUCUGGGCCAGUGACCUUGCGGUAGAGCUGUUUUUGUUUGUUUGUUUUUUUUCCCCAUAAAUACAACUCCUACCAAGCAAAAUUUUUUUCAUUUAAUCCGUAGAUCUCGAAAAUUUUAAUAUACACAAGACACAUCUUUUUUUUUUUUUCUUCUUCUUCUUCUUCUUUCCCCUUGUCUGUUCUGUUUAGCUACUCUCAAAGCUAUCUAAAGAGGUUGUUCUAUUUAAAAACUGAACUUGCACAAACAGACAUGAACCAUGAGCCUCGUCCCCUUUACUAACCGACUGUCCAACCAGAUGCACAUUUAUAUCUCAGCGCUGUAAAUCUUGAUCUUGUAUCUUUUUAAAUAAUUUUAAUGUCCUUUGCGAGGCCUUAGACGAGCCGGAACGUUCUCUCAAUCCCUCCUACUUGGUUUGUUUGUUUGUUUGUUUUUUUGUGGCUGUCUCUCUUUCUUCAGGUGUGUAAAGUUUGGCUGCUCAGAGGCUGUAUGUGAAACUUUUAACAUUCUUAUUAUUUUGUAUGAGUGAAAUAAAGUGCAAAUUUCGGUAUAA
Messenger RNA from Ictalurus furcatus (blue catfish), 2066 nucleotides. It is a transcript of the gene drap1, whose product is annotated as DR1-associated protein 1 (negative cofactor 2 alpha). Gene Ontology annotation, molecular function: core promoter sequence-specific DNA binding; RNA polymerase II general transcription initiation factor activity; transcription coactivator activity. The record is from RefSeq and is a predicted model, not a curated record. Gene Ontology annotation, biological process: transcription by RNA polymerase II; positive regulation of transcription by RNA polymerase II; negative regulation of transcription by RNA polymerase II. The transcript is spliced from 7 exons. NCBI's taxonomy places the organism in Eukaryota, Metazoa, Chordata, Actinopteri, Siluriformes, Ictaluridae. The coding region runs from base 97 to 783 and encodes 228 amino acids. Gene Ontology annotation, cellular component: negative cofactor 2 complex; nucleus.